AUGCAGACGUUUCUGUGGCUGUUUCCAUCGAACUAUCACCGAGGCAGAGCAGAAAGUCCCCACCGUGAACUCUUUGCCGAUCGUACAGUCUGCUGUGUCUCCUCCGAUGUUUUAAAACGUGAGAAGACCGCUCUUGUCCGCUGUGUUCCAAGCAAGCUCUUGACCAGAUUGUCGAUGGGGACGACAGACAGUCAUAUUGACUGCGUUUGUCUCGGUGCGCUCGUUGUGCCCUAUCGUGCUGAGAUCUGGUGGCUGUCAGUGGAACUGCGCCAUAACCGAUUGGCCACCCACGUCCAUGAUCUCCAAGGUAUUGCCGAAGACCAGCGGGCGGAGCGUGAAGAGGAGCACAGAAAGGCGCAUGAUGGAGACUGCGACUUUCGCACGUGUAGUCUGUGGAGGUGA
Penicillium odoratum is the source of this 402-nucleotide messenger RNA. RefSeq lists its product as uncharacterized. The record is from RefSeq and is a predicted model, not a curated record. NCBI's taxonomy places the organism in Eukaryota, Fungi, Ascomycota, Eurotiomycetes, Eurotiales, Aspergillaceae. The transcript is spliced from 2 exons. The coding region runs from base 1 to 402 and encodes 133 amino acids.